UAACCGGUGCCCUGGUUGCGCACGCAGCAUCUCUCCGCCGUCCACGCACACCUGGUGUUUAUAGGAGGUGUUCAGUUGGAACCCACGUGCAGUGCUGUUGGUAUCGCCUCGCAUAGUAGUGCGUCGCGUGAGCCUUCACAGCCACGCACGGGCUUACCACGCGCCAAACCUGGUGAGAGGAGAGGAGACACGCACAGAUUGCGCGGCGAGGGACCCGAGGAGACUCAAAGGAGAGGAAGAACGGUGCGACGAGUCUUCUUCGUGAAGCUCCUCUUUCUGCCGGCGGCGCCCCCCCCUUGCUGUUGAGGCCGUGGUAUGAGCCUAUGUGGCAGGAAGACGCUGACUUUGCUGAGCAGCGUGUUCGCUGUCUGCGCCCUGGGUCUGUUGGGGAUCGCUGUGAGCACCGACCACUGGCUCUACCUGGAGGAGGGCGUCAUCCUUCCCCUCAACCAGAGCACCGAGGUACGCAUGUCCCUCCACUCUGGCCUCUGGAGGGUUUGCUUCUUGGCUGGGGAGGAUAAAGGCCGGUGUUUCACCAUCGAGUAUGUGAUGCCCACGACCCUCCAGCUGACCUCUGAGUCCACGGUCAGUGUCCUGAAGAUGAUCCGUUCUGCUACACCCUUCCCCCUGGUUAGCCUCUUCUUCAUGUUCAUCGGUUUUGUGCUGAGUAACAUCGGACACAUCCGACCCCAUCGCACCAUCCUGGCCUUCGUUUCUGGUAUUUUCUUCAUCCUGUCAGGUCUCUCUCUGGUGGUCGGCCUGGUGUUGUACAUCUCCAACAUCAAUGACGAAAUGUUGAACAGAACCAGAACUAAUGAGGCCUACUUCAGCUACAAGUACGGCUGGUCAUUUGCCUUUGCUGCCAUCUCCUUCCUGCUCACUGAGGCUGCAGGCGUCAUGUCCGUGUACCUGUUCAUGAAGCGCUACACAGCAGAGGAGAUGUACCGGCCCCACCAGGGCUUCUACCAGCCUCGCCUGAGCAACUGCUCGGACUACUCCGGCCAGUUCCUCCACCCUGACGCCUGGGCCGGGCGGGGUCGCAGCGCCUCCGCCAUCUCCUCGGAGGCCUCCCUCCAGAUGAACUCCUCCAACUACCCAGCCCUCCUCAAGUGUCCAGAGUAUGAACAAAUGUCUUCCUCACCGUGCUGAAGCAGAGGUUAUUCGACUAGUUGUCUUAGCACUGUGGGGGUCCCACUCAUCCACCUGGAUUUUGGAGUAAUAUUGUCAGAUAAUUUAAUACUAUCCAGCUUGAAUCGCUCCCUUUUUCGAGUGUCCUGACUACGACCUGCUGCAGAUUUCUUAUUCAUAAUUAUUUCUGCUCCUGUUUGAAACCAAAACUUAAGUUGUGGGUUAGCUAGUUCACUUUAUUCCGAGUCUCGUUCUCGGAGAGAGAGAGGAAAGGGUUUAACCAGCCUGGUGUUUUUCUCUAGUUUUAAACCGUCAACCUACUGAAAUAGUAGUAGUGCAACGUCGUUUGAAAGGAGUAGAUGGAGCAGCCCGGAGCCGGAGAGAGCGUGUCUAGUAUUUGCUUGUUUGUGGUGUUCCCACAAUCCUGACAGGCGCACACACACCACACAACUACACAUGAGGAGCAUUUACCACUGGAGAGAUACUUUGUGCAAUGGAUGCCAAGUCUGCACGUUUCAGUCAGAGAGCUGAACGCCGUGAGUGAAAUCACCUUAAAGACGAGACGAUAUGUUUAGAAUGUUGAAUCUCGGAGUCACUAAAACAUUUGAUCACUGGACCAAUAGUGCAGACUUUUUAGUUUUGGAUUGAGUUUGGAAGGAAAAUGUUAAAGUCACAUCUGCGUUGUCUCUCCUCAGUUGGUGCAGAAAACGGCACUGGUCAUAUCUUACUGGGUUCUCAGACACAUGACUGCUGCCUCAGACUUCUUGAGCCAGAGUUUAUGAAACGAAUGAUGAAUGUGACUUCAAACCAUUCAAGCAGAUCAUUCCGAUGCCAGAUUUGCAGUCGGGGAUAUCUGAACCUUUCUAAGAUGCUACAAAAGCUUUUUUUCCAUUUACAAACACCAUAUGGGGGUUGAAAUUCUUCUUGUGAAAUUCUUUAUUGCUGCUAGUGCUAGUAUUAAUGUAUAUUCUUGUUACUUCAUGGAAACCCGUAAAAAAAUACAUUUCUCAUAACCCAUUAUUUAGAAAUAACACAUGACAAUACAGAUGUGAGUAAACCUUGUGUAUCCUUAGCGAACCCAUAUACAGUGUUUUAAGUGAAACAGUUUUUAAUUCAACAAGUGUAUUUAACCACAAUGUUGCAGCACUGUAUAUGUGUUGAUCACAUUGCAUGAAUGUGGGAACUAUAAGACAUUUAUUAUUUGGUAAAUAACAGGAGGCCAAAGGGAGAAUAUGGAACUUGGUGUUGACGGUUUUGAUGGAGAAUGUUUUAUUACGGAGCCAUUGUAAGUGUAAAAGAGGCUGUAGCAAAAACUGUAGAUUGAGAUAUAUUUUGCAAAAUUCCUAAUCGUAUUACCCAAAUUUAUCAACGCAUAUCUUUCUAACCCUCUUAUUUCUGAGUAUUCUUAGAUGCUUGUUUGACAAAUCUACUGCAGUCCUUGAUGUGCCAUGGAAGAAGUUGUAUCCAGGUUAAGAGGCUUCCCGUUAAGUAUUGAACAUGAGUUUUAUGCAGAUUUCCAUAAGUAAAUACUGAGGAUUUUGUCUGGUGCAGUAUUCUUAUUUUAUUUUUUACUAAAAGUAAAAUGGUCAGAAUAUAUUGUUGCAUGGUGUGAACUCCACAUAUAAUUAAUGGAAGGCAACAUUUCGUCAGUGGAUCUUGGGGCAUUCUGGGUAUUCCACCUGCAGUACGUCAAACCAACAAACAACAACUACAACAACUAAUAAAGGCUCGCCCUAUUUUGGCACAUGUACAGCUUUUAUUUAGUUUAUUUUAAAAGAUGUAAAUAAGAAAUCACUACUGCAGGUGUAUACAUUAAUUAUUGCAUCAUUGGAAGUACCUGUAAAAUGUUUUUUGUUGUUUAGUAGAUUAAUCUGCAACUACUGCUUUGCCUCGUAUAUCAAAAAAAGUGAGCUUUUGCAUAAUGUUAAACCUAAACGUAUUUAAAUGGUGUCAUUGUCAAACAUCAAAUUUACAUUUCUUUGUAAUUUUUCAAUCAGUUAAUUUCAUGAUAAAUGUGCAAUAUAAUAAAUAUGGAUACUCAAUAAAAUAAAGUUUAAUGGGA
Molecule: messenger RNA, 3190 nt
Organism: Pungitius pungitius (ninespine stickleback)
Lineage: Eukaryota; Metazoa; Chordata; Actinopteri; Perciformes; Gasterosteidae
Product: voltage-dependent calcium channel gamma-5 subunit
Exons: 6
Coding region: 316-1149 (277 amino acids)
Biological process (GO): transmission of nerve impulse; positive regulation of synaptic transmission, glutamatergic; regulation of AMPA receptor activity
Cellular component (GO): postsynaptic density membrane; AMPA glutamate receptor complex
Molecular function (GO): channel regulator activity; voltage-gated calcium channel activity
Source: RefSeq, a predicted model, not a curated record